Messenger RNA from Lepus europaeus (European hare), 1125 nucleotides. It is a transcript of the gene RPLP0, whose product is annotated as ribosomal protein lateral stalk subunit P0. Gene Ontology annotation, molecular function: structural constituent of ribosome; large ribosomal subunit rRNA binding. The transcript has 8 exons. The coding region runs from base 108 to 1064 and encodes 318 amino acids. Lineage: Eukaryota; Metazoa; Chordata; Mammalia; Lagomorpha; Leporidae. Gene Ontology annotation, cellular component: cytosolic large ribosomal subunit. Gene Ontology annotation, biological process: ribosomal large subunit assembly; cytoplasmic translation; ribosome biogenesis. The record is from RefSeq and is a predicted model, not a curated record.
GCAUAUAAAAAGCGCACGCCGGCGCGCGGCCCUUCUCUUGCCGGGCGUCCUCGUGAGAGGGACAUCGUCUUUAAACCCCACGUGGCAAUCCCUGACGCACCGUCGUGAUGCCCAGGGAAGACAGGGCGACCUGGAAGUCCAACUACUUCCUUAAGAUCAUCCAACUUCUGGAUGAUUACCCAAAAUGCUUCAUCGUGGGCGCAGACAAUGUGGGCUCCAAGCAGAUGCAGCAGAUCCGCAUGUCGCUCCGGGGGAAGGCUGUGGUGCUGAUGGGCAAGAACACCAUGAUGCGCAAGGCCAUCCGGGGGCAUCUGGAAAACAACCCUGCCCUGGAGAAGCUGCUGCCUCACAUCCGGGGAAAUGUGGGCUUUGUGUUCACCAAGGAGGACCUCACUGAGAUCAGGGCUAUGCUGCUGGCCAAUAAGGUGCCGGCUGCUGCCCGUGCUGGUGCCAUUGCGCCCUGUGAGGUCACUGUGCCAGCUCAGAACACUGGUCUGGGGCCCGAGAAGACCUCCUUUUUCCAGGCUUUGGGCAUCACCACUAAAAUCUCCAGGGGCACCAUUGAAAUCCUGAGCGAUGUGCAGCUGAUAAAGACUGGAGACAAAGUGGGAGCCAGCGAAGCCACGCUGCUGAACAUGCUGAACAUCUCGCCCUUCUCGUUUGGGCUGGUCAUCCAGCAGGUGUUUGACAAUGGCAGCAUCUACAACCCUGAAGUGCUGGACAUCACGGAGGAAACCCUGCACUCACGCUUCCUGGAGGGUGUGCGCAACGUUGCCAGUGUGUGUCUGCAGAUUGGCUAUCCGACCGUGGCGUCGGUGCCCCAUUCCAUCAUCAAUGGGUACAAGCGUGUCCUGGCUUUGUCUGUGGAGACUGAGUACACCUUCCCACUUGCUGAAAAGGUCAAGGCCUUCCUGGCUGAUCCAUCUGCAUUUGUGGCUGCUGCCCCUGUGGCCGCGGCCAGCGCUGCUGCCCCUGCUGCUGCCGCCGCAGCCCCAGCCAAGGUGGAGGCCAAGGAAGAGUCGGAAGAGUCGGACGAAGAUAUGGGAUUUGGUCUCUUCGACUGAUCACUGCAAAGCAGCCAGCUUUAUUUGCGAAACAAGGAAAUAAAGGCUUACUUCUCUUAAA